This is a messenger RNA of Homo sapiens (human), 5173 nucleotides long. RefSeq names its product cilia and flagella associated protein 96 (gene CFAP96). Gene Ontology annotation, cellular component: centrosome. The transcript has 8 exons. The record is from RefSeq and is a predicted model, not a curated record. Bases 4062 to 4991 code for a protein of 309 amino acids. NCBI's taxonomy places the organism in Eukaryota, Metazoa, Chordata, Mammalia, Primates, Hominidae.
AUCUAUAUACAGAGAAGAAACACAGUAAAAUAUUAACUUAGGAUAGAAGUACAUAUUCUAUAUAUGCUCCCGAAUUAUGUUUAAUGUUCUUAGAGUUAGACUGUUACUUUAGUUCCUUAUAAAAAUGCCUUCACAGAUCUAUGGUUUAACAUUAUACCUUCUUGGCUUUUUAUUUGAGGUUCAAAGUCCUUACCACAGGGCCCAGCAGGACCUACCUUCUGGCCUCCUCUCCAAUUUCAUCUCCUAAACUUUUCCCUAUUGCUCCCUCUACUUUCGGUUCCCAUAUACCAGGGGCAAUAUGACCUUGGAGCCUCAUGGUUCUCUUGGCCUGGAACUCUCUUUUCCCAAAUUAAUUGUACAGCUUGCACUCUUACUUCACUCAGGUUUCCAUUUAGAUGUCAAAGGUCUUCCUUGACCAUCCAGUCUACAAACGGCCCACUCAUUCUCUCACUACCCCACCCCCUGCCUCACCUGUCAUCUCUGUCCUCUUUAUGUUUUUAUUUUUCAAAGUAUAUCAUGACUUGAUAUACUUUAAAUGAUACAUUACUUAUCAUUUAAAAAAUAUCUGCCUACUUACACUAAUAUGUGAGCUCAGUGAGUACAUACACUGUGUCUUAUCCAUUUUUGGGCCCAAGCUUCUACAACACGCCUGGCACACGGUUAAUAUAAAUGCUGCUGAAUAAAUGCUGAAUGAAUGAAGGAAGGAAUAAAGGAAUGAACAAACAAAUGAAGGGUCCAUAUCAUGGGACACAGGAAGAAUGUGUCUAAAUUUAUAAACCUGCUAUGAUUACAGCCCAAGUAUGUUAUUUGAUGACGCUAAGUUAAGGGUCAAAAAAUAAAGAUAAAUAAAUUACUAAUAUCAUAUAAAUUCUUACUUAUAGUGCUAAGAAUGUAUAUGUCUUUUUUUAUUAAAGAACUGGGUUUUUGUUUUUAUUUUUUUGAGAUUGGGUCACACUAUGUUGCUCAGGUUGGUCUUGAACUUCUAGGCUCAAGUGAUCCUCCUGCCUCAGCCUCCUGAGUAGCUGGGAUUACAGUUGCACACCACCAUGCCUGGCUCCAAACUGAUGAUAUUUUUAAAAAAUUAAGUGAGAGGAGAUAGGGACAAGAUAGAACCAACCCUCACCCAACAAUUAGAGAAUAUAUAUUCUGCCCAAGCACAGAUAGAAAAAUUUAUAACUUGACCAUUGUGACAGGCUGAAAAGUGGCUCCCAAAAGGUAUGUAUGUCCUAAUCCCUGGAACUUGUGAAUGCACCCUCUGUGCCAAAAAGUAAAAGAAAAAAGGAAAGCAAAGGUAUUCAUAGACGUGAUUAAGGAUCUUAAGAUGGGGAGGUUAUCCUGGAUCCUAGUGUGCCCUAAAUGCAAUCACAUAUAUUCUUAAAAGAGAGGGGCAUAGGAGGAGAAGGUAAUGUGACUGAGGAGGCAGAGAUCGGAAUGAUGGGGCCACAAACCAAAGGAUGCUGGCAGCCAUCAGAUUAAGGAAUGGAUUCUCCCCAAGAGCCUAUGGAGGGAAGGUGGUCCUGCUGACAUUGUGAUGUCAGCCCAGUGAUACUACUUUCAGAACUCCAGAACUGAGACAAUACAUUUUUGUAGUUUUAAGCCAUCAAAUAUGUUAUUAUUUUUUAGGGAACAAAUACAAGUUUCAAUAAAUUUCAGAGUUAGUUUCACUUAGAAUUCUUUCUGACCAGGAGGCAAGAGUCAGAAACCAGUUAAAACAAGAAGAAAAAAAAAGCAAAAAAGAAAAAUAAAUUCUGACAUAUUUGGACAUUAACAAACACUUCUAAAUAAUACAUGGACAAAAGAAAAACCAUAAUAGAAAAAUAUAAAAAUACUUAGAAGUGAACAAAACUAAAAUCCUUCAAAUUAAACCUAUAAGAUACACUAAAAGCAGUGCUUUGCUUGAAAUUUAAAAGCUUACAUUAGAAAAUAAGAAAGCUGUCCAGGCACGGUGGCUCAUGCCUGUAAUCCCAGCACUUUGGGAGGCCGAGUGGGUAGAUCACCUAAAGUCAGGAGUUCGAGACCAGCCUGGCCAGCAUGAUGAAACCCUGUCUCUACUAAAAAUACAAAAAUUAGCCAGGCGUAUGGCUAUUGCCAGUAAUCCUAGCUACUGGGGAGGCUGAGGCAGGAGAAUUGCCUGAACCAGGGAGGCAGAGGUUGCAGUGAGCUGAGAUCAUGCCACUGCACUCUAGCCUGGGCAACCGAGCAAGACUCCAUCUCAAAAAAAAGAAAGAUUAGGCCGGGCGCAGUGGCUCACGCCUGUAAUCCCAGCACUUUGGGAGGCUGAGGCAGGCAGAUCACGAGGUCAGGAGUUUGAGACCAGCCUGGCCAAUACGGUGAAACCCCAUCUCUACUAAAAAAUACAAAAAUGAGCUAGGCGUGGUAGCACCCUCCUGUAAUCCCAGCUACUUGGGAGGCUGAGGGAGGAUAAUCGCUGGAACCCAGGAGGCGGAGGUUGCAGUGAGCCAAGAUUGUGCCACUGCACUCCAGCCUGGGCAACAGAGCAAGACUCCAUCUCAAAAAAAAAAAAAAAGAAAGAAAGAAAUAUUAGCAAUAAGCUAACAUGUCCAACUUAAGAAGUUAGAAGAAAGACAAUAAAUCAAAGAAAGAGCAAAAAAAAAGAAAGUAAAGAGCAAAAAUUAAUAAAAUCAAAUACAGAAGUUAUAAUAGAGGGGGCCAACAAAGCCAAAAGUUUUUUUUUUUUUAAAAGACACAAGGCAUAAAAAUGAUAUGAAGAAUGAAAAAGAAAAUAUUAUGACUACAAGAUAUAUUAAAACCUAGGUAAAUAACUUAUAAAAAUCAAAAAGUCCUAAAGCUGUUACCAAAACUAAAUUGGUUACUAAAAAUCUUCUCACAAAGAAAAUGCUACGCCAAAAUUGUUUUACAGGCAAGUUUUACCAAAUGACCAAGGAAAGAUCAUACCACUCUUAUAUAAACUUCUCUAAAAAACUAAAAAAGGAACAUUAACCUAACUAAUUUAGUAAACCAGUAUAUCACUAAUAAAAAAACAAAAUAAGAACAGUAUGAGAGAAGAAAAUUAUAAGCCAGUAUCAUUCACGAACAUAGAUGCAAAAAUCGUAAAAUAUUAGCAAAUGGAAUCCAGAGGGGAAUAAAAAAUAAUGAGUCAUAACCAAACCGAGUUUAUUUCAUGAAUGCACAUCUAUAUUGUUGAGAGAUUUGUGCCAAAGUAUUUAAGGGUAAAUAAUAUAUCUAUAAUUUUCCUUGAAAUGGUUCAGAGGGGGAAAAAAGAGGGAGAAAUGAAGCAGAUAUAGCAAAAUGUUAACAACUGUUGCACAUAUGUAUCGAGAGGUAUAGGAAUGUUCAUUGUCUAAACAGCAAAAAAACUUGGAAAAAAUCAUAAAGAUAAUUAACUAUGGUUAGACAAAAUACCAGAGAUGUUUGAUAUGUAAUAUUGAGUGAAAAAGCAAGCUGCAGAGACUACGUACAGAAUGAUACCAUAUUUAUAAAACUCAGAACUAUGCAAUACUAAAAGCGACAUUGCUGAGAUUGAUAUGUAACAUAUACGCUGAAACUACUUUUUAAAAAGGAAGGAAAUGAUGAACACAAAACCCAUAAUAGUUCCUCCUGGAACUGUGUCGAGGAGGCAGAGGAGUGGGUAGGGAAAGAGCACAGACUGGUAAAGUUUUGCUUCUUAAAUUAGGGAGGAGCUCCCUGGUAUUCAUUUCCCCACUGUGCUUUACAAUUUGCAUAUGUUAUAUGUACAUAUCAAAUAUUACAUGAUAAAUAUGUAAAGUAUAUAUUUUUCUUACGACCUUGUAAUACAGAUAUAAUGAACCUAUUUUAUUGUCAAAAAGCAAUCAGUACUCAUUCAAUACCUUCUGUGUGUCCAGGUUCUUCUAAGGAACUAUUCUUUUUGUGAGGAACUUUCUAUGGAAGCUGGUUGGCCCACAGCUUUUGCAGAUGAUCUGCUGCCCUGAGUACACUCUAAUGACCAAGACCACAAGUGGGCCCCUAACUCAUCUAGGUAGGACUUUGCUAUAAAACACGUGACCCUAGGGAAACUUUUGAAGUUAGCGGUAUAGAGAGUACCACCACCAGACGCCACCAUGCCUGCGGAAGGAGGAAAAACGGACAUGGAAAGGAUUGGCCUCUUUAGUGAGAUGGAAUAUAUUACUGUGGGUGAUAAAUAUGUGUCACAAUUUAAUCGACCCUUUAAUGAGGCUGCAAGCAAAAAUAAACAGAUGCUACCUGGAGGGUCCAAAGAAAUGUCAGAUCUUCAGGCAGGUUAUUUUGAUCCCCAUUUUGUAAGGAUUUUUGAAGGUGAAGGCUACAUAAAUCUGAAUCAAGUGAGGAGACGGGAUAUGGUGGAAGCAGCCAAAAAAAAUCUAGGCAAAGCAUUCCUCCCUAGUAAUGGAGAGAAAAAGCCAUGUGGCUUAGGAAGCUACUAUGGAACAAUAGGUGGUCCAGUCCCAUUUUUCAGCGCACAGUCAAAACCUCGAGAAAAAUACAAGGCACCUGGAAAGAAUUUAUACACAAACCCGGGAAAGAAAGGAACUGGAUAUGGCUAUGCAAAUAUUACCAUAGGUAAACAGUUUUCACACUCUGCCGACUUCUAUGAUGCAGCAAAACUAAAGUAUAAGAAAGCGAAUGAAGAGCACCAUCGUUUACUUAAAGGAGCACCAUUUAAGUUAAAUCUUCACCCAAGGGACUAUUUUGACGCUAAUCCUUAUUUUUCUGAGGAAUCUUUACCACCAAUUAAAAAAGAAGAGAAGAAGAAAACAAUUUCAAAUACUUUUAAACCGUCUUCUCCUGGUAAAAAGCCUGGUGGAAUGAAGGCAGGAACAUUUGAUCCUUACCCAUCACAUUCUGCUGACCCUUAUGUGGCUAAAUUGGCAAAUAUUUCUGGCAAAGAUGAUAAGAUUUUCCACCCACCAAGUGGACCAAAAAGCAGACCAGUUGAAAGUAUAAUGACUUUGAAUGUCAGAAGGGCACUAAAUUCAAAGAACUACAAGACUUCUUCAGUACCAUCCUAUUAGCAACUGGAAGACAAGUAGCUUUCUAGAUCUUAACUAUGAGUAAUUCACUAUCAAGAGCUAAUUAUUUGAAAAAAUAUAAGAUGUUAUGGAGCAGAUAGCUCAAGCAGUUAAAAGAAAUUCUGCAACUCUAAUUCUCUUCCUUAUUUUAAUACUACUAGUUAAUAAAUAGUAUUUGCUAAUAA